ACUCUCGCGAGACCAGGCGGAGAAGAGCCGGGAGGUCCUGCGCAGUGUGGAGGUCGUUGGAGUCACUUGCUCGCCGCCAGGUCCUUCGCCGCCUGGUCCGCUCCCCGCCCGCCCCAGCCAUGUUCUCCGCCCUCGCCCGGCCUGCCGGCGCCGCUCUCCGCCGCAGCUUCAGCACCUCAGCCCAGAAUAAUGCUAAAGUAGCCGUGCUAGGGGCUUCCGGAGGAAUCGGGCAGCCCCUUUCACUUCUCCUGAAGAACAGCCCGCUGGUGAGCCGCCUGACCCUCUACGAUAUUGCUCAUACCCCCGGAGUGGCCGCGGAUCUGAGCCACAUCGAGACCAGGGCAACUGUGAAAGGCUACCUCGGACCUGAGCAGCUUCCAGACUGCCUGAAGGGCUGUGAUGUGGUGGUUAUUCCGGCAGGAGUCCCAAGAAAACCAGGCAUGACCCGGGAUGACCUAUUCAACACCAAUGCCACCAUCGUGGCCACCCUGACUGCUGCCUGUGCCCAGCACUGCCCCGAGGCCAUGAUCUGCAUCAUUUCAAACCCGGUUAACUCCACCAUCCCAAUCACAGCAGAAGUUUUCAAGAAGCACGGAGUAUAUAACCCUGAUAAAAUCUUCGGGGUGACCACCCUGGACAUUGUCCGAGCCAACACUUUUGUUGCAGAACUGAAGGGUUUGGAUCCAGCUCGAGUCAACGUUCCUGUCAUUGGCGGCCAUGCUGGGAAGACCAUCAUCCCCGUGAUCUCUCAGUGCACCCCCAAGGUGGACUUUCCCCAGGACCAGCUGACCACCCUCACGGGGCGCAUCCAGGAGGCCGGCACGGAGGUGGUCAAGGCUAAAGCUGGAGCAGGCUCUGCCACCCUGUCCAUGGCAUAUGCCGGAGCCCGGUUUGUCUUCUCCCUCUUGGAUGCUAUGAACGGAAAGGAAGGAGUUGUCGAAUGUUCCUUUGUUAAGUCCCAGGAAACAGACUGUCCGUAUUUCUCCACACCAUUGCUGCUGGGGGUCUCCUCCAUUUGAGUACCGUGCUUUCUUCUCCAUUAGAGCUGACUGCAGAGUGUCUGGCAUCUCUUCCAUCAAAAAUCAGAACUAGAUAUUAUUUAAAAAUUAGACGGAAGCAUGAUGGUCUCGUCAGUAGCUUCACGUCUGAAGUCUGUGUCACUUGCUGCUUCUCCCAGUCCUGCUCUCUGCACCGUUGCAUCCCUCGGGCAGGUGAGCUGAAGGAAGGGCUGGCAGGGCCUGAUUCCUCAGGUCCCCUCACUUGCUAGGGUGGCAGCUCAGUGGCCGACACUAGGCCACUGCCUUCUGUCCCCGGUUCUCUCGGUGAGGUAUUUCCUGGCCAAGCAAACUCUGCCUUGGCUGACCUCUGCCCCCUCCGGACUUCGUCCUCCCCUGAUACUCAGUGGUGAUAACGACCCAAAGCCAGGAAGUGAGGGAGGCUGGGCAGGGGCAGGAACAACCAGAGCAAAGCCCCAGCAGCACCAACACGGGGAUUCGAGUCCUCAUUGGUGGCCUAAGGGGAUUGUGUUGCAUUAGCUGGGCUUAGCAUAAAUGUGAGGAAUUAAAGGGACCUGAUUCCCUUAAUGUUGGGUAGUCUGCUCCCCAGAAGCUGUGACCUCUAAAGUAGAAACAGAGCUCCAUACCUGAGAAAGAACGUUCUGGCAACAAGAGAUGACCUUCCGGUGAAAGGGCAGGUGGGGGGAGGGGGUGGAGCUACACCCUGGGGACCAACACUCAUUUACCUGCAGCUUUUUUUUUAAACUAAAAGUGAAGUGGAUUUUAUCAAGUGUGACAUUGUUUUCGUACACAGAUAGUAAUGUUCAUUGUUUAAAACCCAAAAUGUAGCCAAAUAAUAAAGCAGGCAAUAAUCACUGA
Molecule: messenger RNA, 1874 nt
Organism: Vicugna pacos (alpaca)
Lineage: Eukaryota; Metazoa; Chordata; Mammalia; Artiodactyla; Camelidae
Source: RefSeq, a predicted model, not a curated record